Argentina anserina (silverweed cinquefoil) is the source of this 769-nucleotide messenger RNA. RefSeq names its product zinc finger AN1 domain-containing stress-associated protein 12. Gene Ontology annotation, molecular function: zinc ion binding. The transcript has a single exon. Lineage: Eukaryota; Viridiplantae; Streptophyta; Magnoliopsida; Rosales; Rosaceae. Gene Ontology annotation, cellular component: cytoplasm. The record is from RefSeq and is a predicted model, not a curated record. The coding region runs from base 54 to 626 and encodes 190 amino acids.
CUCCUCGUUAAGUUUAUUCUAAAAUUGUUAUAAGAUCAAAUAGAAAACCAAACAUGUCAGGAGGAACAGAAGCUUUCCCAGAUUUAGGAAGACAUUGCCAACACCCUGAUUGCCACCAACUCGAUUUCCUCCCAUUCAAAUGCGCCGGCUGCCGUGACGUGUUCUGCGUCUUACACCGCUCCUACAAGUCUCACGAUUGCCCGAAAUCCGACCACAACAGCCGGAAAGUGAUCAUUUGCGAGGUAUGCUCCACCUCCAUAGAGACCACCGGCCACGACGGCGAGGAUAGCCAGAAGGUGUUGCUAGAGAGGCACAGCAAGUCCGGGAAUUGCGACCCCAAGAAGAAGAAGAAGCCCACGUGCCCUGUUAAGAGGUGCAAGCAGAUUCUGACCUUUUCGAAUAACAGUACUUGCAAGACCUGCCAUCUCAAGGUCUGCCUCAGGCACCGGUUUCCGGCCGACCAUGAAUGCAACAAGCAGGCGAAGGCAGCGGCAGCGGCGGCAAAUGGAGGAGACUGGAAUGGGAAGUUCUUGGCUGCUUUUGCUUCAAGGAAUGCGAAGGAUUGCGGGAAGAGUGAGAGAGGCUCUAGGUCUCCUCCCAGUACUCCAUCAGUAAGGGCAUUUUGAGACACAGAUUACUGGGUUUUUGUUAUUUCCAAUCCUAGUUCAAUACUUGCAUCAGUUGCAUGUAAACAAUCGAUCAAAUUCUGUAUUUGUGUCGAGCCAAAUUAAAAUCUUCAGAAUAAUAGUCUCAAAUUUCCAAGAAUUCA